AUGGCUAGUCAGCUCUCAUCCAGGAAAGGAGAGCAAGCCAAAGACGAACUCGAUCGCACCAUUCGCUCGCUCAGCACUGAUUUUCAGCUUCAGCUUCACAUCCCUGACUUAACUCUGUCGCCCAGUAAGCGCCGGCAACAGCAUCGCAAUGGAGACCAAGAGCGAAGCGAACACAUCUACCUAUGCGCAUAUCGCCUAAAGUUCCAGGACCCCAACCGUCUCUCGAUAUGUCUGACUCGCUUCCGUGAGCAAGCGGACGAGCAUCUCAAGAAUUGGAUCUGGAAGCCCCGUGCUGACCCUGAUACGACCCCGACCAAAUCCUCCUUCGGCCCACUUCCACACCGUCCUCAUACCCGCUUGACUCCAGAGGAGCGGGCCGAGCUACAGGACUUUCUGCUGCAGUUGCUCAAAGACGACAAUAUCGUGAAUCGCCAGCGUUCUAAGUAUUCGAAGCGCAAGUCUGAUGAAUUCCUGGAUCCUAGUUCCAAGAGAUCUAGAGACUCUUUCGAGGGUUCCCCUGCGUACGAUAGCAUUGACAGUAUCCCAGUUCGUUCUAGCGCUGUGGCCUCCAGUAGCCGUCUAUCAACGGGACGGCCCGCUCGAGGCGCAGGUACAUCGUCCUUCACCAAUGGUAUAGCCAAUUCCGCCACCACAUCAUUUGCCAGCACUCAGCCAUCAUCGUUCGGCAUAAGGUCAUUCAAUUCCAGUAGAGUUUCACUGGCUCCAACUGAUUUCACAAAUGACUAUGCGCCGAGCACUCAAGCAACUACCGUAACGAAUACCUCGUUUAAAAGAUCUCAGCAACCCUUUCAUAGCACUCAACCUUCCUUCACUAGCAAUGCGACCUCAUCGAAAGACAUUCAGAUUCCCUUCUCUCAAAGUAUUCGAAGAUUUGAGUACAAGCCACCAAGCGAGGAAAAUCACAAUGACGUUGAUCCAGCGAAACCGCCUUCAUUUCGGAGGUAUGGGGAUCGAACGCCCCCAGAGCCUGUCAUCGAUCUCACCAAUGAAGAUGAGCCCAUGGAAGAGCCAAGGCUUCCAGUUCUGUCAAUGCCUCAGCCUAUACGGAGCCAGGUCGAUUUGAAGAGAACAUGCCUGAUUCGAUCCAGCAGCCCCGCGACAGCCUAUUCUAGCCUGCCAGAAAUGAACGAGUUUGACACAAUGCUGCUCGAUGCUCCCAUCUUUGACCCAGAACCACCUGGAUGUGCGCUGACAGAUCGCCUUCGAAACAUCUGGCCAAAGUUCCCCAUUCCCGGGUUGAAUCAGGCCCCUCUGAUCAUUCUGUGGGAGCUUACCCGUGCCGCGCUUCAUUGUCGCGUGGACUUGUCUACGUGGGAUCUCGAAUACCAACCUAACGAUAGUUGGCAUGAUCAAACCCAGUUCCGAGGCCAGAUCUUCAGACAUCGACUCUUUGUCGGACAAGGCUUGCCUCCAGCUUGCGAUCGUGCCGUAUGGGAUGCUGCGUUCGGGUCAUUCGCCUCACAAGACAAAGCCGUCGUUCUUGCUGCAGAAUUUGUCUGUAAUACAGAAGAUUCUGGGCAAUUAUAUCGGCUCAAGCUUCAACCACCGCGUCUUGAGCUUGGACAUCGACUGGGUCGUCGUUUUGGUGCAGAUCGCUUCUUGGAAGUUAUCAUGCCAUCGCCCACUUCCAGAGACGCGCCCGACAUAAUUAAGCAAGACCCGCAAGGUGCAAAUAAAGUCAUCAAAUGGUUGACUGAGAGCCUUCAUUAUUUUGUCGGUCGCUCAUGGACAGCUUUCUAUACUCGAGAGGCUAAGAAGUCCAUCAAAGACCCGCGCCCUCCUCACAAGUCACUUACGAUCAUGCAAGAGCGCGUCUACUUCUUCGCAACUGAUGGUAUCAACUUUCGUCUUCCCAUGAGUCAGUUUCCUCCUUUGGAAGAAGCGACAUCUCUAGGGUAUCGUACAAAGAUGCGACGCUGUGAUCUCUUGAAUUGGGCUAUUAAUAUCGAGCAGAACUCCUCACAACCGGUGCCAAAGUUGUUUUCACGACUUGCUCUCAGCCUCAGUAAGACUGUUCCCACUAUCGUCAUUGAACCUCACCAAUUUCGACAUCGCGAUACAAUGCUAGGUUUCCACAAGUAUAUGAGCAAUAAAGAGAAGAAAGAGCAGAAGGAUAUGGGUGACGGUAUCGGUCGAAUGUCUCGCAACCUGGGGCGGAGGAUAGCGACUCACUUGGGACUCUUGGAAACACCAUGCGCAUUCCAGGCACGAAUCGGGAGUGCGAAAGGGAUGUGGAUAGUUGACGUCGAGGACGAUGGUCUUGACAACGACGAUUGGAUCGAGACUUAUCCCUCACAACGCAAAUGGAACUGCGACUUUGAAGACAUUCAUCACCGGACAUUUGAGGUGCGCGAAUGGUCCAGAGAGCUGAGGUCUGCUGCACUCAACACGCAGUUCAUCCCGGUUCUUGAGGCGCAGGCGCCUGUGCCCAAGGAUAUGCGCAAUGUUAUCGCUCGUCACCUGGCAAAUGGUCUUCAAGAGGAGAUUGGGGGUCAACUCGCUGCCAUGACCCAUCCGACUAAUCUUCGUGGCUUCACACAUCGCGGAUUUGACCGAGCGACACUGGGAAAUGUCCCAUUCCUGGGCGCCCUGCCAGAACGAGAAGAAGACAUUAUCUCAUACAUGCUCGACGCUGGCUUCGACGCCACCAAGUGUCGUUUCCUGAGAGAUAUGGUGUGGAAUAACCAGAAGAGACAGGCUGAACAGCUCAAGGCGAAGAUGAAUAUCAAGAUUCCUCGAUCGACCUACGCGUUCAUGACGGUGGACUUCACUGGUACACUAGAAGAAGGCGAGGUUCAGCUUGCGUUUUCCUCGAAAUUUCAAGCAGAUGGUGAAUCAGAUACGCUGCUUGAUGGGAUCAACAUUCUCGUAGCUCGAGCUCCAGCCCAUUUUGUCAGCGACAUACAAAAAGUCAAAGCUGUGUUCCGACCGAACUUGAAGAGGCUUAAAGAUGUCAUCGUGUUUUCGUCCAAGGGCAAGUCUCCGCUCGCCGACAUGCUUUCUGGUGGUGAUUACGAUGGUGAUUUGGCUUGGAUAUGCUGGGACCCUGAUAUUGUCAACAACUUCAACAAUGCGCCAAAGCCAAUCGAGCCGGAUCUCGUUGGGCAGGGAUAUCUCCGAAAGUCCAACCCAAGUUUCAGUUCUAUCCUGGAUGCGGCCACUGAUGUCGAUAGUGCAUGCGCAGACUUUCUUUGCACAGCGAUCUCGUUCAACAUGCAACCAGGGUAUUUAGGUAUCGCGACCAAGUUCAAAGAAAAGCUGUGUUACCUGGAAAGAGGAGUCAACAGCGAACGGGCUGUUGCUUUGAGUACCCUGGUCGCUCUCCUCGUGGACCAAGCCAAACAAGGAUUGUUGUUCACUCGUGAAGACUAUGAUCGGUUGAAGCGCGAUAUGAAAAUGAAAGGCAAAGACCCAGAAUAUGAGAACGAGAGGAGUUCCAGACGCAACUACGUCAACAGGGAUGGUUCCAUACAUAUUCUUGAUGAGCUCAAGUUUAUGGUAGCUGAGGACACAAUCGCAGAUGCAUUGAAGAAGUUCUCUGAUGCUCUCUUUGGGAAGGACGUCCCCGUACAAGCAUGGGACAAGGAUCUAGCUCGUCUUUGGGACGACUUCGAAAGCCAGAAGAACGAUUCGAGGAUCAUUGGCAGACUCAUGACUGCCCUCCGUGCACAGGUUUCUGAUACCACCAACGAAUGGAGGAGGGCAAUGGCUGGCGGUAAAAGCGAUCCCUCGAACAGCGACUUUGGCGUUAAAGUCAGAGAAAUACAUCAGAAAUGGUCUUCAUACCAACCACCACCCGAGCUCCUUACAUCGAAGCAAGUUAAGCCCCUCCUCGACAAAUGGAGCGGCGACCCAUCCUUAAGCAAAUGGGAGCUCCUCAAAGCAUCAACCAUGUUCAAACUAGGCUAUGAAAACUCAUACAACAUGCUCUGGCGUCUCUCAGGCAAACAACUCGCCUGGAUGAAAGCAACGAUGUCACGCAGCACAUCAGACGCAAGCGCGAUCGCAGUGACGGCUGAGAUGUGGAGUAUUCUCAAACCUGACAACAAGCGUAUUGCGGCGCUCAAUGCGCGGAGGCAGAUCGGGCAUGACAAUGAGAGUCUGGCGGCGCUGGAGGAGGUCACGGAGUAUGACGAGACGGGGACGCAGAUUGACGAUGCCUAG
This is a messenger RNA of Fusarium redolens, 4185 nucleotides long. RefSeq names its product RNA dependent RNA polymerase-domain-containing protein. Lineage: Eukaryota; Fungi; Ascomycota; Sordariomycetes; Hypocreales; Nectriaceae. Gene Ontology annotation, molecular function: RNA-directed RNA polymerase activity. The coding region runs from base 1 to 4185 and encodes 1394 amino acids. The record is from RefSeq and is a predicted model, not a curated record. Gene Ontology annotation, cellular component: nuclear RNA-directed RNA polymerase complex. Gene Ontology annotation, biological process: siRNA processing. The transcript is spliced from 2 exons.